AUGGCACAGACAAAUGUACACCAGCGUCUUGGAGGUUACGCGAAUGCUAAUCAGGAACAAGGCGGCAGAGGAGUAGGUGGUGGUCAUCCUCAAACUCCACGAGGCGGCGGCGGUGGUGGUGGUGGAGGUGGUGACCGUUCUGGAGGAAUGGGCCGAGGACGAGGUGGUGGUCAACAUCAACAAGGAGGUUCUGGGGGCGGUGGAGGAAAAUGGAGUCAAGGUGGCCAAGGAAACACACCGAAGCCGUUGAUGGGUUCCAACUAUGGCGGCGGCGGAGGCGGUGGAAGACGAGACUACUUUGUGAGUACUGGAUGUUGCUUUCUGUAA
Molecule: messenger RNA, 327 nt
Organism: Macrobrachium nipponense
Lineage: Eukaryota; Metazoa; Arthropoda; Malacostraca; Decapoda; Palaemonidae
Exons: 1
Coding region: 1-327 (108 amino acids)
Source: RefSeq, a predicted model, not a curated record